This is a messenger RNA of Zingiber officinale, 2119 nucleotides long. RefSeq names its product protein CHUP1, chloroplastic-like. NCBI's taxonomy places the organism in Eukaryota, Viridiplantae, Streptophyta, Magnoliopsida, Zingiberales, Zingiberaceae. Gene Ontology annotation, cellular component: chloroplast outer membrane. The coding region runs from base 129 to 1904 and encodes 591 amino acids. Gene Ontology annotation, biological process: chloroplast organization. The transcript is spliced from 4 exons. The record is from RefSeq and is a predicted model, not a curated record.
UUUUUGGCCCUGGUGAUGGUUUACGCGCCGUUGAGAUUGAGAAAGCGCGCACCUCGUACGCAGACGAUCUCGAAGGCGGCGGCUUUGGAUUGAUGCUUCUCGAAAAGGUGUGAUCUUGGAGCGGGUCGAUGACCGCGGAGGUAGAUGGGACGGCGGCUCAUGAUGGCCGGAGAGGUGGCGUGGAGUCGGAGCUGGUGGAGAGAGGGAAGAGGGACGGAAAGCCUCUUUUGGUCGAGAUCGGCAUCGCUAUUGCUCUCUCGGUAGCUGUGUUUCUCGUUUCCCAGUUCCGGCGGCGGUCCCGUCGUCCUCGCCCUUGUCCGCCGCCGCUUCCGAUCCCGUCUUCAGCUGGUGGGGAGCUGCGCACUAGCGAGAAGGAUACCGACGGAAGCCAGGAUUUCCGCAACCUAAAAAACGAAGAAGCUAAUGUAAAUGGCACGUCUAACACCACGACGAGGCUAUCUCCUACCAGUAACACCUCAAGCGACGCAGAGGGCUUCCUUUUGCCUGAAUUGAACGAUUCUUUAGUUAAGGAUUUUGAGGUGUCAAAUAUGGAGUGGCCAAAGGUGAAGGAAGAGAUCACGCGGCUAAGGGAGAUGGUUGCGUUCCUUCAGGAGAGGGAGAGAAAUCUUGAAUUCCAGUUGCUUGAUUCCCAUGGAGCAAAACAGCAAGAAGCUACCAUGAGAGAACUUGAGAGUCGGUUGAAGAUUAGUGUGAUGGAAUCUAAGAUGUAUAGUUUGAAGAUAGAAUCUUUGAAGACUGAAAACCAGAAGGUAGAAUCUCAGAUGGUGGACUAUGCGAUAAUGAAGAAUGAGCUUGGGGCUGCCAGAGCAAAAGUUGAGUUUUUGAAGAAUAAAUUUGAGUCGGAUAGGGAGAAGGAGAAAGAAAUAUUGGCCUCUCUUCAUGAGAGGAUUGUAUCUUUGCAGCACAGGGAAGAAAGCUAUGUAAAUAACAACGCAGAACUGGAAACCAAGUUGAAGAGCUUGGAGGAGUUGGAAAACAAAGUUAUAGAACUAACAACUAUUAAUUCAAGGCUUGUGGAGGAGAAAUCCAAUUUGGCAAAGAGGUUUGAAGCUCCACAAAGUUCCAAGCCUUCAGUCCUUGAAAGUACAAAGGUGGAAGAACUGCACGAAGUCAACCAACUGAGGAAAAUCAAUGAAAUCUUGAAGGAAGAGAUUGAACAAUUACAAAUGGAUAGGUGUGCAGAUGUUGAGGAACUGGUUUAUCUUAAAUGGAUAAAUGCUUGCCUAAGAUAUGAGUUGAGGAACUAUCAACCACCUGCAGGGAAAACAGUUGCAAGAGAUCUCAGCAAGAGCUUGAGUCUAAAAUCAGAACAGAUGGCCAAACAACUCAUACUGGAGUAUGCAAAUUCUGGUGCAGAUGAGGGAAGUCUAAAUCUUUUUGAAGCUGCUUCGGAGUAUUCUUCACAAACUUCUACAGAAGAACCUGAAGAUACUUCAUUUGAUACCUUAUCGCUAACACGGAGUUCCCACAGAGCAAAGUUUCUCAGCAACCUUAAAAACCUGGUAUUAGGAAAAACCAAACAUAAUAGCACAGAUUUUGCAGUGGAUGCAACAACACCAAGUUCAGCACGUUCAGAAAGAAAAGUGGAGGAUUUUCAAGAAAUGAAUCAGUUGUUGAAGCAUAAUCAAGAUUUUUCCUCUCAGAUAAAUUCUAGGCUGUCGUUGGACAUCCAAACACUUCAGAGGCUUGAACUGGAAGAAGCAAGCACACCUCAUUGGAAUGAAAAAGCAACACUUAGUAGAAACGAGCCACAAUCUUCUUUAGAACUGUAUCACGACCAAAAUAAUCUGAUUGCCCAAGAAAACACCUAUUUUCCAGAGAAAGCUGAGUUGAAGAAGUUUGCAGGUGCUUUGAGAAGUUCAAAGAGACACGUUCAGAAUUAAGGGAGGGUCAGCAUCCUCUAGAUAUUGAAGCCUAAAUAUUCCUUCACGCUUCAAUAGUUACUAGAUACACAAAUAAGUGUCUGGAUAUACACGUUUGACACACUAAUUGGUACAUAUGGCAGAUGCUGCCAAAUAUUCAUAAAUACCAUUAAACAUGUGUUAAAUUCUCUUGCUUUUGUUUUCUUAAUGAAACUAAAGGUUGUGGCCAUUUGAGA